GUUUUUAACCGUGGUAGCGCAGUAUAAAUAGGCUCGACAGGAAGAAAGUGAAAACAAUAAUCUUUCUCCCAUCGUCGUCUGUUUAGCUCUAAAAAAAAAAAAUAAAAUAAAUAAAAUUAUGACGUUCUUAAAGAAAACACUACGCUGUACAAACACGAUGGAAAUUCUACUGGUGAGUAAUAUAAUACGUAUUUUUUUUGUGAUUAUUUUUUAUUCUUCAAAAUAUAUUUCGUAUUUAUCCUCGCGUCGUUACCCGCGAGUAUAUCUAUUAUAAUUUUCGUUAUUAUACGUCUGCCGUUGAUGUUUUUUUUAAAUUUUCGAGUACUUUUGAAGUAUUUAAACGGAUACUGUUGGUAAGUUGUAUGGUAUGGGCGCACGUCGAUCGUGCGAACGGUUUGUGGACGAUAUUUUAAAAUUGUCGUAAUCGUUCAAGAACAAUAGAAAAACGUUUUUAUUUUACCGAUUUGUCCGAUUGUUGUACAAAAAACCAUUCAGGAACAUAUCUGAUUAUAUCGGAUUUAUCUAAUUGUUGUCUUGAAAUUCCCACUGUGCUUACCCGUACAUCGGAUCCCAUCUAAUUUUCACAUCCGUAUAUAAGGGAUACAUAGAGCAUUUUGUUUUUUUUAUAUUAUGCUGCCAAAAGUGAAUUGGCCACCGAGGCCUUGCUAUUAUUAUUUUAAUUUUUAUUGUUGAAAUGUGUAGACCAGGAGCAAAAUCCGAUAAGUAAAUCACCGUGUGCUUUUUUCCCCCUGUUAGUAUACGAAUUUCCUACUAGAAAUCUUGCUUCGAUUAUUAACUUUAGAGAGUUUCCGAUGAAAAAUCGUGUCUAUUUGGUGCAACGAGGAGGUCAUUUUUAAUUUUUCUUGCAAUUUUCUUAAUAAUUGAAAUAAACUGAAGGAAAAAACGUAGGCAAAACUAGACAAUUUAUGUGACAACGGUUUCUGUUAUUUUCGAAAUUGUUUUUCAUUGUAGGAAUAAUUUUCAAAACAUUUUCGAGUUAUUUAUAGCCAAAUUUAAAUUGUCAAGGUUUUUUAUUUAUAUUGUAUUUUAGAUUUCGAACGUAGUGAGGGAGCUAUUGGUUUUACAAUGCUGUUUAUUUCUUUUCUUUCUUCUUUUUCUUUGUUUUAGUCUGUUGACACGUUUUCUCCUAGUAAACUUGCUCUGAUUUUUUUGUGUAGCAACUUUUCUGAAAGCUCAAGUUGUCUAUAUGGUACUUUAUAGAAGUCACUUUUUUUUGAUUUGCGACGCUAAUUUUUAAAUAAAAGCACUUAAGUGGAGAAAAACGUAGGAAAACGUACAAUUUCACGAUUUCAUUAUUUUAUAAAAAUACGGAUGACGUUUUAUAUUAAAAAAAAUGAUUUAAUCGAAAAAUCACAUGACACCCUUUUUUUUUUAUUUAUUUAAUUUAUUACGGUAUCAUUUCUAAAACUUUUGAGCCACUUUUGAACUUUAAAUUUUUUUUUUAUUUUUGGGAGUUUUUUGUCGUAAUUCAGUUAUAAAUACACGUAGGAACGUUUAAAUUUGGUAAUAAUACUUAUGUUAAACUUACCUAGACGUUUUCAAAAUCAUUGGACGACUUUUUUUUUUAAUAUGCGUUUUGAAGUAAAAAUUAAACGAAAAUUGCAAAGAAAAUUACGAUACUUAAAAUUAUGUACUAUCAAGCAAUAAUUUAUCGUUGCUUACAGGUAUAAAUGAAAUACCCAUAUGUAUCCUACCUUCCCAACUUCUUACCUCCAACAGUGGCCGCUCCCAUCCCCAUUAUCGGCUCUUUUCAAGUGUUUUGUAAAAUAUCUAUAGACAAAAAUAAAUGAAAAACAAAGUAUUCUAUAUAUUUAACUUUUGUACUUUUACCCGCGAAAAUAUAUUAAAACUGGUCUACUUAAAAAUUUGCAUCCUUGAAAAAAAACUAUUCAAAAGAAGUCCCACUUCACUAAGACAAUAAAUGGCGUAUAUUGACUUUAACUAUACCUAUAUCAUAUCUUCCAUUUUCAAUUUUCAGGGACAGCGACUGAUCUGAACCGUCUGUUGUAAUAUAUUAUAUAAUAUAGACAUAUAUCAUUAUAGCGGACGAGGGUAAAGUGGUAUACUACCAAUUAUUUUUUUAUAGUGUUGAUUUUAAUAAUAAUUAAGUCUUGAGAUUUUAUUUUUACGUAUCUAUAGUUAGAAUUUAAAAAAAAUAGAGCUGAUACUAGCUGAUGGGUGCGCCACAUAGGUGGGUAAUUUAAAAGGUAGAAUAUAUAAAGUUCUUUGAUUUAUGUCUGUAAAUAACGAUUGACUAUUGCUUACGAAAAACGAUUCUGAAAAAUGUUUAUACACGAUUUGUAAGGUCGUUUACGAAUUUACGAUUUUCAUCAGAAUUUGAUUUCAAUACCAUUAUAAAAAAAAAUUACUGCACCACCCUCUGAUUUUUUUUGGACCCUAAGUACAAUUUAUAAUGAAUCCCCUGUUAAAUUUUCAUACAUUUCUGUUUUGCGAAACAAUAAUAUUCACAUAUAGUACUUAAUAAAUAAAAACUAUAUAAAAAAACCCGUAACCAUAAAAUGUCUAUAAAUUGUUCAAAAACGGCUCAAAUUUCUUUAAAGUUUCACUACGUCUUGGAAAGGUUAAUAUCAGUUUUUAUCAAAAUUUUAAGUCUUUAUGAAUAUUUUUAAUUGAAUUAAAACAAUAAAACUAUAUUAAAAAUAAUAAGACUAUUAUUUUCUUUAACUUUUCCAUUCUUCUACGUUUUUUUCAUUUAGUUUUGCUCAAUUAUUAAAAAUACUGCAUAGAAAAUCAAAAAGACAACUUUUUAAUUCACCAACAAGAUUCAAAAUUAAACAAAAAAGGUCUCUCGACAUUUUUUGAUUAAAGGAAUAUUUCUGGUAGAAAACACAGCUCGUAAAAAUUAAAAACAUCAAAAUCGUUAACGUCGUGGCACACCGUAAAUAUUUGACGUGUUUCCUAUAUUUUUGUUUUCGAUUUUUCUCGAAUAUUUUUAAAACCUCUCAAAAAUCAAAAAAAUGACCUUUCUAAUGCACUAAUCAGAUAAAAUUUUCUUUCAGAAAAGACACUCGAUACCACUACAUCGGGACAAUAUUUCUUUUCGAAAAGUUGUUUACAGAAAAUACACACAUCCAUAAUAAAACCAACAGAUUCCUCGGUCCGUUCCGAAUCUAAAAACGAACACUUUCUUGAAGGAACAAAAAAACUGGUCUUUUAUUUCGUGUUUUUAGGACGUUAAUAAAAUAUAUUAUAUUAUAAUAAUAUUAUUGCACAAGAAAAUUAAUUAAUUUGUAAAGAGUAUAUAUGUAUAGCAUACAAGACGACGGUGUUAAAUUCGUGUAGGUAAUUGUUGUUUAUUCAUUUUUUUUUUUUUUUUUUAAUUAACGUGAUCUUUUACCCGUAUUCAUAAUAUUUACUCGCUACCAAUAUCGUCGAAUCACGAUCAACGAUACGGUAUAGUAAUUAACUUGUUGCGCGUAAACUCGUCGGUAUAGAUAUACGUAUACUCGUCCCGUUUCGGACUUAUCCGAAACGGCGUUAAUUAUAAUCUUCGGACAUUAACGUAAUAAUAAUUACACGCGAGCGACCGUUUAGAGUGGAAAAAUCAAGACGCGCGUGGGUGUGACUUUUUGUCUUUACAAACAGGUAGGCAUGCGCGCCGCGACGAUAUAAUUUUAAACUAUGACGAGUCAAUAGCAGUAAUUACAAUGCAGUCUUAUAACCCGUGUUAUAAGGUCGGUUAUAUGGUACAGGGUGUUUCGGUUUAAGCGGGUACACUCAACAUCUCGGAAAGCGUUAAUCGUUUUUGUUUUUGUUUUUUUUCGGAAUUUGUUUUGUAGAACGUUUAAGAAACGAACAGCGGCUGUUGCGGUGUUGCGUUUGUGUUAUUUUCCGUCACCCUAAUUUUCGUGAGUAAAACCACGGUAGCUACUUUUGAUUUUCGAACGGCAAACCGUAUUCGAACAUUCCGUAAACAAACGGAGGAUUGGUUAAAAUACGUUUUUGGCGUUGACAUUUUCGAUUUCCGUCGACCCGUCGUCGGGACAUUCAUUACGCUUUCAAGUUUUCGUCGGGUAAGUGUGGCGGAGCAUUGUUCGCGGUGUUUCAACAAUGCUUUAAAAGUGAUAAUGAUCGUAUCCGCUUCCUAACGGAACGUCCUGUGUUCCCCUGUUCGCCAUGUCGUACCCGGUGGCGUAUUUGUCUUGGCUUUAUGGGAGGGUGGGGAAAAACUAAAAUUAUUGUGCACAGGGUAUACCAGAUGAUCCAUUUAAGCGGGGGGUACACUCGUCAUCUCGGAAAGUGUUAAUCGUUUUUGUUUUUUUUUUUUUUUGGAAUUUCUUUUCUAAAACGUUUAAGAAACAAACUACUCUACAAUUUUAUAUUUACGUUAUUUUUUGUGACCUUUAUUUUCGGGAGUAAAACCACUAUUCACUUUUGAUUUUCAAAUGACAACCUGUAUUAAAAGUUACAUAAAUAGAUAGAGUAUUAGUUACAAUAAAUUUGAGUGUUGACAUUUUUGAUUUCUGUCAAGUUGUUGACUAGAUUUUUUACUUUUAAGUUUAGGUUGGAGGAGAGUGGUAGUACAUUAUUAACAUGCCGCGCGCCAUACCGCCACACAAAUGAUAUACCACUACUCUCUUUCAACCAAAACUUAAAAGUGGAAUAUCUCGUCAAUGGAUCGAAGGAAAUCAAAUAUUUCAACACUAAAAUUUCUAAAAUUGUUGGUUGUUUCUUAAAUGUUCUAGAAAACAAAUUUCGAAAAAAAGUCAAUACUUUCCGAGAUAAUGAGUGUACCCAUCUAAAUGGACCGUCCGGUAUACAAAAGCUUAUAUUCUACCCUAUUUAUCUUAGCAUGAAGUGUUUUUAUUUUUAUUCUUGUGUCUGAUGACAUUUUUUUAGCAAUAUUAAAUUUGCGUACAUGUGUAUGUGUAUAGCAUAUGCCUACACAAAUUAAUUGAUGGGGACGAUCGCCCCCCCCUCCCCUCAAACACGCCACUGGUGGUACCACUGUGUACGCGCGUCGGUUAUUUGUUUAUUUUUUUUUUGUUUCGUUCGUUUUCAGAAAUGCGUGUUGACGGGCUUGCUCGCCACAUGUCUGUCGGUGUCGGCCGCGCCGGAACCCUCGAGACUGUUGGCGCCGACGUUGAAUUUCGCGCAGACGAAAAGCGCGCUGCAGCCGCCAGUGGUCGCGCCGGACGGACCGGUAAAGCCCGCGGUUGACGUCGUGCCGAUAUACUUGUACGCCAGAGAGAAUUCGCUGGACGGCGAUUACAACUUCAGGUGAGCCAAUCGAAAUCGCGUUUUGAUCUGCCGGCGAUGACCCCGCGGCGGUUAAGCCAUCAUUUGAGGGAUUCAGACUAUACACAUAGGGCGGCCAUAUAUUUAUUUAUUUUUUUUUCUUCUGGUCCGUAUGAAAUGUUAUAAUCGGGUCGUUGUUGAUAAAAUGUAAAAUGCAAAAGGUAAUCGAACCGCACUGUCAAUGGCCGCCUCUACCGGUGUCCGACUGUCUACAGUGACGCGAGAAUGAGACAAUUCCCGUAGUCAAGUUGCGCAGAGAAAACGAUUUUGUGACUUUUUUAUUUGCUACAUCCCCUCCCAGUGAAAUUUCCUGGACAUCGAUGACGCGACAAUAAAAAAUAUUGACACGAGUUUUUGUUUUUUAAUUCUAUUUUAUUAACUGUUAAAUCACCGACGCGUUUGUUCAAAUAGCCGAUCAUUGUUAAAGUUUGAAUAAUAUCACUUGUAUACGUCACGAAUGUUGGAUGCCGACGUAUGUACUCUGCACAGUAAUUUAGAUCAAUUUUCUGCGGUAAAUUAUGUCCGAUCGACGUUUAUACAUUUUAUGAAUUUAAGACUUCCAUAAAAGGACAUUUAAACGGUCUCAAAAUCGAAUUUCACUUCUCACACGUGAUAAAACUAUGGUAUACCGGAAAAUAUUCGUAGUUUUGUUUAGUACAUAUAUUUUAGCGAUGAACAUUUAAAAUUGAGUUUUUGUUUUUUUUUUUUUGUAGAUACGAGACCGGAAACGGUAUUUUUGCGGAAGAACGCGGCGUCAUGUUAAACAAGGGGACCGAAGACGAAGCAAAUUCCGUGGUGGGCUCGUACAGGUACGUCUCGCCGGAGGGCGUGCCUAUAGAAGUGACGUACACUGCAGGUGUGGACGGGUUCAGGGCCUACGGUGCGCAUUUGCCAGUGAGCCCGCCGGCCGCCACGAAUCUCCCAAAAAGUUUGUCUUACAAGAACGUUGCUCCCAGUGCUUUCGCCCAGUCGUCUCAGUUAAGAGCCUUAGACGAAACCGAUUCAUCAGUUGCUGUUUCUACGGGCACAUCACAGGCUGCUUCUGUGGCGGAGUACCAGACGACGCCCGAAGUUCCUGCAGUGGUGUACUGGCCCACGCCCGAAGCGCCUGCCCCGCACAAGUUCACGUCAGAAGAGCCUGCCACGAACCAGCCCACAUCCAAACCAUCUGUCGUGUAUCAGCCCACUCCCGAAGCGGCCAACAGCAACCAAGUGCAGUUUGCGGCGACCGGUCAAAUGGCCGUUGCCGGGGUAGACGAAAUCGAUGGAGUAGCAUCCGCGGUCGCGGCGCAAGGCCAGACACAGCAAGUAUUGUACGUGGGUGGCAGCGACGGCGGCUUAGAGUCGACCGAAAAGCCGCUGCUUCAGGACCCCGUCAGGGUGGAACAACCGCAGCAGCUGCAGGAUUCGUUCGUCAGGCCGGAAUAUUACCAGGGGGAUCUGUCCGCCGCAGUUCCGGCCGUACAGCCACAAGCCCUGCCCGUCGAAAAAAUCGAAUCCGCCCUGCCGCCCGUCCUGCAGGCGCAGUCCGCCGUCGUUCCGGCCCGUCCAAAAGUCGCACCGGUCUUGCAAAGAGUCAUGUACCAACCGCAGCCGCAACCGCAACUGCCGCAGCAGAAGCUAUUCGGCGCGGGACCGGCACAGGCCGUCGACCGACAACAACCGUAUUCCCAAACGUACCGCCAGUUCAGCAUAGAGCCGCAGCAAAUGUGGUACGUGUCGCCGUACCAACAACAAGGACGGCACUUGCAAACCGGUCCCGUGAAGCGAACGCUGGAGCCGCUCAAGUACAAUUAGUGACCAACAGCGUCUACAGAACCGCAUCAGCCUCACGUAGUUUAUAAGAUUUAAAAUAAUGUUUUAUUUAAUUUUUUUUUUUUUUUUUGAUAAAUUUUUUCACUGAUUCACUUCUGCCUAUAUUUCGAUAUUAUGUAAUAAAAUUGUAUGCGAGAUGAUGACGACAGACCUUUUAAUUUUCAUGAAUAUAAUAUUAUGCAAUACGCGAUCUCUUACAUAUCUCUUAAAAAAAAAAAAAGAAGCACCAACAGUAAACAACUCUCAAUUUAUCCUUUUAUUAAAUGUUAAGCCGUACCCUGUAACCGGUUAGGCCUUAAAUCAAAAAACAAAAAAUACUGUUAACCGUUAUGAGCAAUAAUUUAGAUUUAACGUUAUACAAAA
This is a messenger RNA of Cinara cedri, 7458 nucleotides long. The record is from the annotation of a GenBank genome assembly. NCBI's taxonomy places the organism in Eukaryota, Metazoa, Arthropoda, Insecta, Hemiptera, Aphididae.